This is a messenger RNA of Camelina sativa (false flax), 602 nucleotides long. NCBI's taxonomy places the organism in Eukaryota, Viridiplantae, Streptophyta, Magnoliopsida, Brassicales, Brassicaceae. The record is from RefSeq and is a predicted model, not a curated record.
GUUUGUCAAGCGAUGAAGGAAAGAAGAGGCUUGAGAUAUUUGGGGCAAACAAGCUUGAAGAGAAAUCAGAGAACAAGUUUUUGAAAUUCUUGGGGUUCAUGUGGAAUCCUCUCUCAUGGGUUAUGGAGUCUGCUGCAAUCAUGGCCAUUGUUUUAGCAAACGGAGGAGGAAAGCCACCGGAUUGGCAAGAUUUUAUUGGUAUUAUGGUGUUGCUUAUCAUCAACUCCACCAUCAGUUUCAUCGAGGAAAAUAAUGCUGGCAAUGCCGCUGCAGCUCUCAUGGCCAAUCUUGCCCCUAAGACUAAGGUGUUGAGAGAUGGAAAAUGGGGGGAGCAAGAAGCUGCAAUCUUGGUUCCGGGUGAUCUGAUAAGCAUCAAAUUGGGUGACAUUGUUCCUGCUGAUGCUCGUCUUCUCCAGGGAGAUCCUCUCAAAAUUGACCAAUCGGCUCUUACCGGUGAAUCCCUUCCAGUCACCAAACACCCUGGAGAUGAAGUAUUCUCAGGAUCAACCUGCAAGCAAGGUGAGAUUGAGGCUGUUGUGAUUGCUACAGGUGUCCACACCUUCUUUGGCAAGGCUGCUCAUCUUGUUGACAGCACCAACAAU